CUCCAUAAGAAAGUUUGAAUUUUCUACAUUAUAGUAUUUAAGUGUUCUUAGCCUUUGUUUUUUGCAUGCUUAUUCAAUUUCAUAGAUUGACUCAUGCUCGUAAAUUGGCCCACCAGCCCCCACUCCAUGCCUUUAAUCUCGCCCAGACCAAACCAUGUUCUCUUCGCCUCACACCGCACCUAUAUAUUCAAUGCAUACAAUCAUAAACAAACAGAUGUAUGCAUACUUGCUUACUUCCUUUCUUUUCCAUUCUCUGUUUGCUCCAAGUCAAUAAUAUAGUGUUGUUAGUUACUUUCAGUUAAACAUGACCAUAGAUGAUUCUUUCAAGAAACCUGGAGCUGUUCCUUUUAAGUGGGAGAUUCGGCCCGGCGUACCCAAGAUCCAGCACCACCAACAGCCUAAGCAACUAUCCCCACCCAAACUUCCAUCACCAUCGCCUCCUUUCAAUCUCCGCCGUCCAUCAGUAUCACCACUGCCUACUCCACAACCCCAACUGAAGCUUAAACCUCCACCAGCUGGAUUCAUUUUUCUCCCUCCACCGGAGCCCCGUACCCAUUCGUUUCGAUCCGCCCCACGCACCCGAUCCGAACGCUGGCGGUUCGAUCAACCUACCCGUGUUGGCCCCGAAUGUGUAUCGCCCGGGUGUUUCCCGUCAUCACCUCUAUUAAAGAGGAAAGGCAGCAAGAGAAGGACCAGCCAUGUCCAUAUUGAUAUACCCGGAUCCGAAUCUGAAGGUGAUUAUGUAUCUGAUCUCGAGACACUUGCCAGGUGGUCCUUGUCAAGCCGGAAGUCGUUUUCUCCUUUCAAUGAUUCAUCAGUGUCGUCUUAUUCAUCGUCCCAGUCAUCUCCCCGACCCGUGAGCGAUGCUGAAUGGGCAGGCUUUGGUCUUUUCUGAACGACAACUCUGUAUAGAUAUAUAACGCGAGUGUUGCAAUAUAUAAUUGCUUUUGAGUAUUGUAGACAAGUCUAUGCCACAAGUGUUGUCACCAUUUCUAUUUGAAAGAAGAAGAAAAAGACCAGGAUGACCCGUGGAUAGUUGUUGUCGCUGUAGAACAGUUACUACUGUAUUACGAGAUGUUGUUCUUGUUCUUGUUUUCAGUAUUGUGUUUUCCAGAGGAGGCGGAGGAAAUAUACAAAUACAAGCGGUUCUUAGGUUGAAAAGUACGGUUAGGCGUAAAUUAAGAGAUAUAACGUGAUAUGCUUAAUGUGGCUAUGCGAAUAACAUUGUAUAUUAUUUCCAAGAAAUGGCGAACGAACGAACAAAUAGGUUAGUUUCGA
Molecule: messenger RNA, 1278 nt
Organism: Ricinus communis (castor bean)
Lineage: Eukaryota; Viridiplantae; Streptophyta; Magnoliopsida; Malpighiales; Euphorbiaceae
Product: probable ion channel CASTOR
Exons: 1
Coding region: 305-895 (196 amino acids)
Source: RefSeq, a predicted model, not a curated record